AUACCACACACGACACCUAGAGGCGCAGUACGACUAAUCCGGCUACAACUUGCAUACUUGCUCACGAGAACACCUCUGCUGAGAUGUUUUUAUGAGCCCACCCUCACCAGCAAACCACGCGAUUCGCGUCUAGGAUUGUUGAUUGCCCCUUCGCCGUUUGUUCAUUCUGUGCGUUCUCGCCACAAUGCCGAUUGGAGAUCUUCUUGCCCAGAUCACUGGGGAACCCAGUCCCACCGAAACUACACAUGCCUCGACAUUCCUUCCGCCAAAGCGCAAAGCCGACGACCAGUUGCGCAGACCAGUGAACAAGGUACAGAGGACGGAACCCACUACAACUAUUCUCAGCAAGCCUGUCCCUAAUAACGCUCGAUCUCUGUCUGUGGAAGGGCCGCUCUCGAAGAUUAAGCUGGGUUCAUCUGCUCAGAAGCCAACUGCGUCAGCGACCUUCAAAAAUGGACGACCGACACCGCCACUUGCCAACGAUGCGCCAAAGGCUCCCCCGAAGAAGGGAUCAUUUGCAGAGAUCAUGGCUAGAGGGAAAGCUGCGCAGUCAACUUUAGGGCAGGUGGGAAAGAUCCAGCACAAGAAGAUUGAGAAGAUGCCCAGUAAACGGGAGCGAGAGGAGAUGAAGGCCCACAAGUCAUCGAAUAUCGCAAAGAAUAUGGCUCCUGGUAGCAAAUUCAACAAGGCACCUCUUCCUAAUGCUCGGGAUGGACGUAAUGGGGCGAAGGAAAGUGGUAAAAAGGCCCCACCUGAGCCGGAGAAGAAGAUUAAGAAGGCAGCUACUGCAACGACUGGGUAUGCUGGAACGGCUCGUCCAAAGCCAGGAGGUGCAAAGGGUCCCGCUAGAUCUUCAGCAUCAGCAUCGUCUUCACGCUAUGAUAGAGGGUCUGAUAGAGGUCGAUAUCGUGAUGACAGGCAUGGCUCGUCUGCACGUUAUGCCUACGUUAGCGAAGAGGAAGAGGAUGAGGAAGAAGAGGAGAGAGAAUAUGACUCUGAUGUGUCUUCUGAUAUGGAAGCUGCUGCAUUCGAAGUGGAUGAAGAAGAGCAACUCGCUAGUCGAAUUGCUCGACGUGAGGAUGCCGAAGCUCUUGCCGAGGAGAACAGGUUGAAGCGAGAGAAAGAAGAGAAACGAAGACGACUGGCUGCUAUGGCCAAGUCAAGACGCUGACACCAGCAAUCAAUAAUGAUAAUUUGGUCAAUGGACUAGACGAGAGACUGAAUAUGGGCAUUUUGCUCUUGGUGGUUGCUUGCAUUUUGCGAGAUGGGGCUGGGGGAUAGGCAUUGUCUGUUAGCGGGUCAAGGCGUCAAAUGGUCACCAGCAUUGAAGGCGUAUAUUUCCUUCAGGCUGCAACGCCAGUUGUGAAUAGUGUUUCAGUGAGCAAUGAUAUUAGCACCAAUACUUGCCAUCCCCCCAGAGUGAGCGCUAGUCUUAAGACUUUUAAAAAUUUGGGAAUUAUUCUAAACUUGAC
Mollisia scopiformis is the source of this 1472-nucleotide messenger RNA. RefSeq lists its product as uncharacterized. The transcript is spliced from 2 exons. The record is from RefSeq and is a predicted model, not a curated record. NCBI's taxonomy places the organism in Eukaryota, Fungi, Ascomycota, Leotiomycetes, Helotiales, Mollisiaceae. Bases 185 to 1171 code for a protein of 328 amino acids.